This is a messenger RNA of Panicum hallii, 995 nucleotides long. RefSeq names its product ribosomal L1 domain-containing protein 1-like. The coding region runs from base 52 to 813 and encodes 253 amino acids. The transcript has a single exon. The record is from RefSeq and is a predicted model, not a curated record. Lineage: Eukaryota; Viridiplantae; Streptophyta; Magnoliopsida; Poales; Poaceae.
CCCCUUUGCUCCCAAAGUCCGAAAUCCCAGCCUCCUGCGCCGCCGCCAACAAUGGCAACGGCAUCCACUCCCUCCACCCCCACCAGCCGCCUCCGCCGCGAGGACGCGGUCCGCGCGGUGGCUGUGCUCCUCCGAUGGCUCCAGAAGCACCCGACCCCGGCGCCGGAGCCCAUCUAUCUCAUCGUCGCCCUCAAGCGCGCCCCCGUCCGGCGCUUCGAGCACCAGCUCCGCCUCCCGCACUCUCCGUUACCCUCCAUCUCCCUCGUCUCGGACCGCCUCCCCUCCGAUCUCCCCGACGACGUCGAACCGCUCCCUUCCUCCGCGCUCCGGUCCCUCCCCGCCGCCGCGCGGCGCGGCCUGGUCCUCGUCGACCGCCGCCUCAGGAUCCCCGGCGGCGGGGGCAAGGCGGUGGGCGCGAAGCGCGGCGUGACCGUGCCUGUGGACCUAUCCGACCCUGCGUGGGCGGAGUCCGCGAGGGAGGCGGCGCGCUGCGUGGAGCUGCGGGUGGAGAGCGGGACGUGCCGCGCCGUGCGCGUGGGCCACGGCGCGAUGUCGCGAGAGGAGGCCGUGGAGAACUUGGUGGCCGCGGUGGAGGCUGCCGCCGCGUGCGUGCCGAGGAAAUGGAAGAACGUGCGGGCGCUGCAUGUGAAGUCCCCUGAGUCGGUCGCGCUGCCGCUCUACUCGGCGCCCGGUACAAGCAGCGACCAGGACGGCGACGACAAUCCGGAGGCUGCGAAGCGGGAAUGCGCAGCAGCGGUGGAGGAGCAGGGGAGGGUGAAGAGGAGGAAGAAGAGUGGCAUGGGUUGUAAUUAGUCAAUUGCCCUGUUCCCAAUUGUGUCUUGUCUUUGCUCAUGUAAGGAAUAACUUUGAAUCAGGGGAUUCACCGAGUCCUAAAAUCAGCUACGUUCAGUUAGUUGAUGUGGACUUUGAUGGCAUAAUUUCUAGUAGUCUUGAUUGAUGUCCAACAGAAUUUUGAUAUGAACAACGUCCCCUAA